AUGGAGUUUUCCAUCUCGAACGACUCGUGUCGCGUGUGUUUGCGUAAAACUGUGAAUGGGAAGUUACUUGCGGGGACGACAAUCGCCAGAAACCGUACACUCGAUGAGCUGUUCCGUGCGUGCACCGGCUUUGGGCUUCCGGCGCCGGAUCGGUUGCCACCACAGGCCAGCGGAUUCUAUCCGCUCCGGAUUUGCCCGGCCUGUGAGCAGCUACUGCUAGCUGCUUACGAGUUUCGCAUCAAAAGUAUAAAAUCGCAAAAGGUGCUGCAGAACAUUUUGUUGUUCUACGAUGAAGACAAUGAAGAGGUAGAUGCCCCGCAACAGGAACUUGGGUACAAGCGGUGCCUUAUAGAGGCUGAGCGGUCACACCCGAGGAAGAUUGGACCAGAAUCGGUAAAGAACAUCAUCGAAGAGCAAGAGGAGGACAUGGUUUGGAUGGUUGAUGAUAGAGGAGCAUUAUCGCAGGAGGCAACACAAUUGGAUGAUGUUCUGAUUCCUGAUGUGCCUACUACCAUGCAUACCGCCAACACUGAGACGAGGCAAGUUCCGGAUACAGGCGGACCGAAUGCGGAGACUGAGAAAGGUUUUAACAACAUUGCGGACUAUUUUACGAGUGAGCACGCUACGGAAGAUUUAGGAGAAUAUGCUCAUGGAGAAGAUGAUCGAGAUAAUGAGGCUGAUAACGACAAUGACGUGGAGGAGGAGGUAGAGCAGGAAAAUCCACACAAUGAUGCAUCGUCUGAUGAGGAGGAGAAAGCCGGAAGCGAAUACAGCGAGACGGCCAACCACGAUGACGCUCAGGAUACAAAAGCAGACAAAUCGAACCCGUUCGUGUGCGCACUUUGUGGGGCGCGAUUCACAUUGUCGGAGAACUUGACCAAACACAGACGGAUCCACGACGAUGAUCGACGGUACGAGUGCGAUCAUUGUGGAGAACGAUUCCUGCACUGGACCGCCCGACGCUAUCACAUCGCACGGGUGCACACCAAGGAGAAGCGGUACGCGUGCGAGCACUGCGGCAAACGCUUUCGCCAAUCGUCGCACUACACUAUCCACGUACGGGGCCACACAGGCCAUCUGCCGUACGUUUGUGAGCAGUGUAACCGCGGUUUCAAGACGUCCGGAUCUCUGAAGUUGCACCAGAAAGCGCACACGGAUCGGAAAGAGUACCGGUGCGAGCAGUGCCAUAAGCAGUACAAAACGCUCAAAUCCUUGUCCAUCCACCAGAAAACGCAUCGCAACCAGAGGGACUACGUGUGCCAGGUGUGCCAGCGAGCGUUCACGCAGAACCAUGCACUACGGAAACACCACUUGAAAAAGCAUCCCGAGUACGAGCUGCCUCCGUCCGGUACCGUCGUGAGUGCAACGGCCAUCAAGCGGCUGGAAAGGGAAAACGGUCAACAACCCGGCGGUGAAUGUGAUUUUGAAAUUUAGAACAAGCAGGGUUGCCUGCUUCAAAACAUCAAAACAAUGUUGCUGCAUGGGUCAAUUGAAACCUCGUGUUCGUUCGCUCGUGUGUUCUCGUACCCGGUUCCCGGUGAAAUCUGCUUAAAUUUACAGGAUUUUCUAGUG
Messenger RNA from Anopheles aquasalis, 1572 nucleotides. Its product is annotated as zinc finger protein 135-like. Gene Ontology annotation, biological process: regulation of transcription by RNA polymerase II. Gene Ontology annotation, cellular component: nucleus. Gene Ontology annotation, molecular function: DNA-binding transcription factor activity, RNA polymerase II-specific; zinc ion binding; RNA polymerase II cis-regulatory region sequence-specific DNA binding. Lineage: Eukaryota; Metazoa; Arthropoda; Insecta; Diptera; Culicidae. The record is from RefSeq and is a predicted model, not a curated record.